AGCGCACUCAAAUCUCAUGCUAUUCUUGACACCCCACUCCUCCUCCCAGACAUUCCAUCGAACAGUUUGCUUGCUUUCUUGCCCUUCUUCCGCAUCCGCCAUGGAUUCGCUGCCAGACGCCAUCGUCCACCACAUCCUCUGCAGUCUGAGCAACGCUCGCGACGUCGCCGCCUGUUCCUGCGUCUCACGGUACUGGAACGAGGCCGUGCCCUACAUCCCCUCCCUCUAUUUCCCCCGCAACUCCUUGGAUGGUGCUGCGGCCGCCGACGCCACCAUCGGCCGCAUGGUCGCCUCCGCUGUCUGCCUCCAGGAUCUCAUCGUCUAUUGUCCCUUCUCCUCCGCGUCCCUCGCCUCCUGGCUCGACCUUCGCUGCGGCACCCUCCGCUCCCUCGAGCUCCGGAUGGACGGCAUCGCCUCUAAGCCGGCCUCUGGGGGCGACGAUGAGCCCCCCGCUAAUGAACUCGAAUGCAUUGGCGUCGCCAGGGGCUUGGAGUCCUUGAAGCUAUGGGGCGUGUCGUUGACCACGUCGCCCAAUUGGAACUGCUUCGACAAGCUUCGUUUCCUGGAGAUCAUAGGGGCGACGCUGCGGGACGGUGCUUUGAGUGAUGCGUUGCACGCUUGCCCCAACCUCACCGACUUGGCGCUGCUUAGCUGCAACGGGGUCGCCGCCCUCUCCAUUGAGCUGGAGCGGUUGGAGAACUGCAGGCUCGAUUUCUUGGGGCCCGGAAAUUGCUCCCUCCAUUUAAGUUCCCCAAAGCUUCAGAUCUUAGAGAUCCAAGGUUUCAGCUGGAUUCGAGUCAAUCAAGAUCACCACAUACGAAGGCUCUGCAUUGCUAAAAGUUCAGGUAGAGUAUAUAAGGUGGAGCUAGGGAAGCUACCAGACCUGGAAUUUAUGUCCCUCAGAGGGAUCCAAUGGAGAUGGAGUGCAAUAAGCUCUAUACUGUAUUGUGCAAGUGAAGUUAGACAUUUGAUUAUGAAGAUUGAAUUUUGUGGUGAUUUUGACACACUCCAGCCCUUUCCAGAGAUUGACCUGGUUGAUUUUUUUAACAACCAUCCAAGGUUGUGCAAGUUUGAGAUUCAUGGGGCACUUUUUGCAGCUUUUUGCCAAAAGAAUAGCCUGAAAAAUUUGGAUUCAAAAUUUGUCAUACCUUACUUGGAAGAGGUUAUCAUCACUGUGAGGUCGCCCUUAAAUGCUGAGCAGAAGUUGAAUACCCUUGAAUCCGUGCUAAUGUAUAGUGUGAAAUUGCACAGGAUGACUAUUAGACUCUCGCAGAUGAAGAACUGUAAUGAGGCGGCUGAUGAUUUCUUCAAGGAUAUAUGCAAGUUGAAAUAUAUGAACUAUAACGUAGUUCAGAUUGAAUAAAACAGGUUCCUCUUCGAAUUAACUUGAAUGAUUGAGAAGUCUAGUUGACCAUUUCAGAUUCAGCAACCAUUGAAUGACCAUUCUUGUUUCUGUUGAAAUAUUCUCUUGUCAGUGCCUUUUCCUUAUUCAUUUUCCAUCUAAUCAGUGGUUGAGACUUGUUGAGGAUAACAUUUCUUUUACAACAUUGUUGCCGUUGUAGACUUCAACUAGUCAUGCAAAUUUAUGUAAUUGUAUUCUUGAUUGAAAAAAACAAUCACUGAGACGGAUAUAUAUGAUUCUAACAGUGAUGAGUUUUAAUUGCUCUA
Messenger RNA from Zingiber officinale, 1668 nucleotides. RefSeq names its product F-box protein At1g10780-like. The record is from RefSeq and is a predicted model, not a curated record. The transcript has 3 exons. Lineage: Eukaryota; Viridiplantae; Streptophyta; Magnoliopsida; Zingiberales; Zingiberaceae. Gene Ontology annotation, molecular function: protein binding. The coding region runs from base 17 to 1363 and encodes 448 amino acids.